Molecule: messenger RNA, 1335 nt
Organism: Hipposideros armiger (great roundleaf bat)
Lineage: Eukaryota; Metazoa; Chordata; Mammalia; Chiroptera; Hipposideridae
Gene: CSTA
Product: cystatin A
Exons: 3
Coding region: 80-376 (98 amino acids)
Cellular component (GO): cytosol
Molecular function (GO): cysteine-type endopeptidase inhibitor activity
Source: RefSeq, a predicted model, not a curated record
CUAUAAAAGCCAGAGUCUCCAAGCUAACCUGAUCACUUCAGUUCCAGUGUCCUGCCCGGCAAAGAAGUAAUUAGCCAAAAUGAUGCCAGGAGGUUUAACUGAAGCCAAACCUGCCACUCCAGAAAUCCAGGAGAUUGCUAAUGAGGUUAAACCACAGCUUGAAGAACAAACAAAUGAGACUUAUGAAGAAUUUAAAGCUAUAGAAUACAAAACUCAAGUGGUCGCUGGAAUAAAUUACUUCAUUAAGGUACAAGUCGGUCACAAUAGUUAUAUUCACAUGAAAAUAUUCAAACCUCUUCCUCAACGAAGCCAGUCUUUGACACUUACUGGUUACCAGACUGACAAAAGCAAGGAUGAUGAGCUGACGGGCUUUUAGCAGCAUGUUCCCAAAGUGGUCUGAUUCCUUCCACUGGCUACCAAUCAAUGAUCCCUGCUAAUAAAUGCAACGAUCAGUAAAGAUGCAUUCCUUUUUAAAUUUCUUCAAUAAUUUGUCUAUUAUAUUAAAUAGUAAUUACCUUUUCUUUCUCAAAAUCAAUGUCAUUGCUUUAGAGUAGAAAUUCCAUACAAAUUGGAAAUCUUGUAAAAAUAAGUCAGGAUAAUACCACCACCACCACCAUAGGUGGCUACACCAUGGGGCAUCAGUGCCCUGUGGUUGCUGAGAAUCCAACAUUUCACCUCCACCCUUGUAUUUUAAAUUGAAAUCAGGUAUUUUAUAAAAUGUGUUUAUGUUGUGAAACAACCUCAAACUUACAGAUAAGUUGCAAGGAAGCUUUUCUCCUGGAUAUUUGAGAGUCAGUUACCUAUAGUGAUGCCCCAUCACCAACAAAUACUUUCGUUUGCCUUUCCUACAAACAAGUAUAUUCCCCUGAAUAACUGAAAUACAGUCAUGAAAAUCAGGAAAUUAUCGUUGAUAUAUUUGCUAGCAUCUAAUUCCCAAACAACAUUCACAUUUCCCUAGUCAUCCCCAAAGUGUCCUUUACUAGUCCAAAACCAUACAUUUCAUUUAACUGCCAUUUUCCUCUUUUCUAACAACACCUUUAUUGUGAUAUAAUAGACAUGCCAUACAACUUGCCCAAUUAAAGUAUACCAUGCAAUUAUUUUUAGUAUAUUAAAAAAUAUAUGCAAUAAUCACCACAGCCAAUUCUAGAACACUUUCAUCAUCUCAAAAAGAAACUCCAUACCCUUUAGCUAUCAUCCCCCAUUCUCCUCCAUGCUCCACCCCUAAGUCACCACUGAUUUACUUACAUUCUGUCUCUAUAGGUUUGCCUGUUCUAGACAUUUCAUAUAUAUGGAAGUAUAUAUCCUUUUGUAACUGGCUUCUUUCACUUAGCAUAA